AUGACGAAAAUAACCAGAGAUGUUUCGAUAACGACAGAAAAUUCAAAAUCCACAUCUGGAUCGGCAACGGCUUCAUCCGCAUCUUUACCUGAGAACGACCACCCAAUAUUCCAUCAACCGCGAGCAAGAAUAAGAUCUGGUUCGCUGUUCAUCGAAGGAUCUGAUUCAUUUCCAUCAUCAGAAGUGAAGUCAUACAAUGUUUAUAUUGAUGAUAGCAAGUAUAGUGAAAUCCUCAAAGGAGAUACAAAUUCAAGUAGUACUGAUGGUAAACAAGUCUUUGAAGAUGCUAGAGAUGACAAUUUCCAUCAGGAAUCACAUAGAGAUCUAGAGGAUUCAAUUUUAGAUUUAGUACGACGAGAUCCAGAAGUAGCAGCAUUCCCUUUACCUCCGCCAAAUUCAAAUGAGAGGAACAGAAAUUCCUCAAACGGGUCUUCCGCUGAAACUAACCUAAAUGGACACAGCAGCAGCGGUACCAUCUCUACUUCGGUGCUGUUGAAUAUGGGUUCGGCAGAAAAGCACGCUGGGACGACCAGAGGAGAUCAUAUGGAAUCAUCUUCAAUGAAAUCCUUCGAGAAACUGGGAACCAGACCUUCUUCUUUAUUCUAUCCACCACCCGAAGGAACUGCGCCGUACCAGGGACCAAGGGCUACCGUCUCCGGAAAUAAGUCUACAAGGCAAACACAAGGUACAUACUCAUUUCCUUCUAUGCGGUAUGGUGUAGAUCUUGUUUCUCCUGUGGAAGGGGCUGUUGAUGUAGCAAAAAGCAGAGUUCCUAACAGCACGCUAAAUGGUACUUUUCCCGAUAAAGCGUUUAUCCCACAUGAAUUUCAAAUUCCUAAAAAGGCCUGGAACAGAAUACCAGCGAAUAAGUCCACUAGCCUCAAAACCCCAAGAAACCAUUCCCUAUUAAUUGACAUAUUAAAGCCUUUUGAAGCAGCUGACCUUGCUAAUGACCAGCGAAGUUCUUCCGCUGUUUUAAAAAAUACAGUGCAUUCUAAUGGGCAGUAUAAUCCAACUAAUGAAACCUCUGGAACUCGAAUGCAAGAUCAAAGGCAGAAGAAUACCAACGAAAUUGAUUUAGAGAAAAUUCCUAAUCCUCAAGUCCCUCUUGGUAUCGCAAUGGACACCAUGCGUAGUCCAAACCAACUACACGAAAAGGAAUACGAAAGUAAUAUAGAAGCUGGUUUAGCUUCUGGGGUCGGAAAAGGUGACAAUAGUAUUAAGCAACAUCAAUAUAAAAAAAUUCCUCAAGAAAUUGAUCGAGAUCAGCAAUUAAGUUUUCAAAUGGAAACAAUGCCCAUUCAAAGAAUAGAUUCCUCCUCCAUACGUUCAUUUGAUUCCCGAAUAUAUGGCUUCUCCGAGAUUUAUAGUAUUCCAAGGGUUAUAACUACACUGUGCAUCUGCCUUUUUGUUCCGCCCUUAUUCUUUUUCUUUUCAAUCAAUGGAAAUAAUGGCGUUUCAAAUUAUAGAUUAAUGAGAAUGAUAAUGAAUUAUGAACAUAGAAUCGGCCUCCUCAAAGGGUUUGAAUGGGACAUUGACGUACAAUGGUUCAGGACAUUGUGCUUUGUAUUAGGAUGUAUAGAGAUGUUAGCUAUCUUUGCUAGCAUAGGAAUAGGAUUUGGUGUGGGAAUAAUAAGAGAGUAA
Saccharomyces cerevisiae S288C is the source of this 1644-nucleotide messenger RNA. RefSeq names its product Bud9p (gene BUD9). The transcript has a single exon. Lineage: Eukaryota; Fungi; Ascomycota; Saccharomycetes; Saccharomycetales; Saccharomycetaceae. Gene Ontology annotation, cellular component: cellular bud neck; cellular bud tip; plasma membrane. The coding region runs from base 1 to 1644 and encodes 547 amino acids. The record is from RefSeq and is marked reviewed.